This is a messenger RNA of Erythranthe guttata (spotted monkey flower), 666 nucleotides long. RefSeq lists its product as uncharacterized. NCBI's taxonomy places the organism in Eukaryota, Viridiplantae, Streptophyta, Magnoliopsida, Lamiales, Phrymaceae. Gene Ontology annotation, molecular function: metal ion binding. The record is from RefSeq and is a predicted model, not a curated record.
UUGUUCGCUGUCAACCCGUUAGGUUCCUAUAAAUAAUUGAGCUUCGUUCCCCAUUUAUCAUCGAACAAUAACUCAUUACAUUCUAUAGAGUAAGAAAAAAUGUCGGGAAUCAUCGACAAGAUAGAAGAGACAUUGGGGAUCGGAGAUCACAAGGAAGACAAGAAACACGUGGAAGAGCACAAGAAAGGCGAAUCCCAUUCCCACGGUGAACACAAGGAAUCCCAUUCCCACGGCGGCGAACACAAGGAAUCCCAUUCCCACGGCGAACACCACGAGGGGAUUGUGGAGAAGAUGAAGGAGAAGAUCCAUGGAGAGCACGGCGAACAUGGAAAGGAGGAAAAGAAGAAAAAGAAAAAGAAAGAGAAGAAGCACGAGCAUGGCGACGAACAUGGCCACAGCAGCAGCGGGAGUGAUAGCGAUUAAAUUAUAAAGGUAAAAUGGAGUUUCCUUGAAUGUGUAAUUCAAAGAUUCACCAAGAACAACAAAUAAAUUGUGCCUUGUUCAGCUAGUCCUAGUGUAGAUUUUUGUUAAAUAAAUCAUUUUCUUUUUGUUUAUAUUUUUUGUUUUUUUAACCAAAAAAAAAAAAACACUCAAACACAUAUGUGUUCCCAGUAAACCUCAUUCUUGUGUAAUAGCUAGCAAACCACGCACUAAUACGUUGCUUAA